CCCUGACUCACCCAAAAGCGCUGCUGUCUCCUGUCGCCAGGCUUUUGCGUGCAUCUCUCUGGUCGCCCAGUCCAGCUCAGCUCAGCCCGGCCCAGCCCAGCCCCUGCUCGCCUUCUGCAGUCCAAUCUCGUACCCUCGCUCACCAUGUCUGACCUUAUCAGGAUCGCUGGAGUCGUCGCUGUUGCUACCGCCGUCUGCAUCGGCGUACAGGCCCGAACUGAGGUGACCUUCACCGUCGCUGGUGUUGCCCUCGGUCUCGGCGUCCUGAUCUCGAUGCUCAAGGACAUUGGCGAUGUCCCUGUUAAGAAGGCGCUGACCUCUAUCAAGGAAUUCAAGAAGUUCCCCUUGAUCGAGCGGCUCGAUGUCUCGCCCAACACCGCCAUCUACCGCUUCAAACUGCCCACCCCUACCCACUGCCUGGGUCUGCCCAUUGGCCAGCACAUCUCCAUCCGUGCCGAUAUCGAUGGCAAGACGGUCACCCGCAGCUACACCCCCAUUUCUUCUGACAGCGAUCUCGGCCACUUUGACCUGCUCAUCAAGACCUACCCCAACGGCAAUAUCUCCAAGUACGUCUCCGAGCUCGAGAUUGGCGACUCGAUCGAGGUUGCUGGCCCCAAGGGUUUCUUCAACUACACCCCCAACAUGGUCAAGUCCUUUGGCAUGAUCGCUGGUGGAACCGGCAUCACUCCCAUGUACCAGAUCAUCAAGGCCAUCUUCGCCAACCCCAAGGACAAGACCGACGUCUAUCUGAUCUACGCCAACGUCAGCGUCGAGGACAUCCUUCUCAAGCAGGAGCUUGAUGAGCUGGCCGAGAAGCACGCAAACUUCCAUCUCCACUAUGUCCUCAACAACCCUCCUGCCAACUGGACUGGCUCGACUGGAUUCGUGACCAAGGAUAUCAUCGCCAAGCACUGCCCCAAGUACGCCGACGACGUGAAGGUUCUCCUCUGCGGCCCUCCUCCCAUGAUCAAGGCUCUGCAGACUGCCACCGAGGAGUUGGGCUUCCCCGCCGCCAACGCCAUCUCCAAGACCCCGGAUGCCGUCUUCAAGUUCUAAGGCCCCGUCGUGAAUUGUGCCUCAUUGUGCAUUCGCACUCACUACCUCCCCUCGCUCCCUUGGGAGCCAAUUGUUCACUCGAUAUUUGUCGAGUCGCGCGGUAAUGCCAAUACAGUCAUUCCAAAG
This is a messenger RNA of Polychytrium aggregatum, 1182 nucleotides long. Its product is annotated as NADH-cytochrome b5 reductase 1. The transcript is spliced from 10 exons. Gene Ontology annotation, cellular component: endoplasmic reticulum. Gene Ontology annotation, molecular function: oxidoreductase activity. The record is from RefSeq and is a predicted model, not a curated record. Lineage: Eukaryota; Fungi; Chytridiomycota; Chytridiomycetes; Polychytriales. Bases 145 to 1056 code for a protein of 303 amino acids.